AUGAUUGCAAUGGGUUUCGUGAUGGAGGGACUACAGUUUGAUCCACAGCAUUGGCAAAACGUACUGGUGAUCGGCUUAGGAGGUGGAACUGUGUGCAACUUUUUCGGUGCUGCCAAGUCCCUAAGGGUGAACCUCACAACAGUUGAGUUGGACCCACUCAUGGUGACAAUAGCGAAUGAAUGGUUUGGGCUACAUGAAACGCCAGUUAACACUGUUAUUGUUGAGGACGGAGUAAAAUUCCUUCAUGAAGCUGCUGAGCGAGGUCGGCGAAUUUCUAUCAUGUUAUCAAUUAAAUUCUUGAAGAACUCAUCACAAGAAGGUCGAAUUGCGGGCAUGCAAAGGUCAAAUAUCGUUAUGGUCCAGACAUUACCUCCCCCCACUAGAGUCUUUAUAGCGCGUGGUAACGAUAGUUGUUGA
Messenger RNA from Cooperia oncophora, 417 nucleotides. The record is from the annotation of a GenBank genome assembly. Lineage: Eukaryota; Metazoa; Nematoda; Chromadorea; Rhabditida; Trichostrongylidae.